AAGCCCUCUCGCUGUCUUGAAUUUUGUAACCAGAAGUGGUAUUGCGGUGUAGUUAACCAAGUAAUCUCUGCUCACGUGUUGACAGAAGUGGGAUCCUGCUCCAUCAAACUAGCGGUGUGACAGCAUAAAGAGAUAUGACAACUUUGAUGAAAGACUGAAGAUGUGAAGCUCGUGUGAAAGAACUGAGAUGUGAUGAAUCAUCUUCAGCAGUGAUUGAUAAACGAAAUCCAGAUUUCCAACGUUUUCUGCUCUGCAGAGGAAGACUCUGGUUUUGUCUCCAAAUCCACGGCCUUUCAGAAGGCUUACAAUGUCGCUGCCGGCAAAGAGAUGUGGAAGGCCGCCUGUCUUGUCUUUUCUGGAAAAGAAAAAGAGAAAACAAAGCCUUGAUAGGAGAAGGGGGAAAACGAGGAUUUAUGUGGGGAGUCAUAUUGACCGCUGGUUGACACUUAAAGAAAAGCUGGAUUUCAGAAAUGAUGCAGAAGUGGCGGGGUUUUUACUGGAUUUGUAUGACAGCUAUGACCCAUUGUCAAAAGCUCCGAUCCGUUCCCUUCCCCAGGGCGUGAGAAGACUUACUGUGAAAGAGGAGCAAGUGUUGUCAGGCAGCACUUCUUUAAUAGCAGCUGACGGAACGUAUGACAAUGAUGACCAGUUGUCUAAAGAAUCUGCUUGUUCUGCACUCGGAGAUGUGAGAAUUGUAACUGUGAAAGAAGAGAGAGAGAUGCCGCAUGGCUGCUUGUCAACAGAGACAGAUGACACCUGUACUUUCAGGUUUCCCAGCACAAACAUCAAGAUAACAUUCACAGCUCUGUCCAAUGAAAAGAGAGAAAAACAGGAGGCCCCGGAGUCCCCAGUGAAGCCUGUGCAACCCCAGAUCUCUCCCUUAACAAUAAACAUUCCAGACAACAUGGCUCACCUGAUCAGCCCGCUCCCUUCUCCCACAGGAACUAUCAGUGCUGCAAAUUCCUGCCCAUCUAGCCCCCGUGGUGCAGGCUCUUCAGGGUACAAAAUGAGUCGUGUAAUACCAUCUGACCUACAUUUAAUGGCUGACAACUCACAGUCAGAAAAUGACAAGGAAGCAUCGGGUGGAGAUAGCCCAAAGGACGACUCUAAGCCACCUUAUUCCUAUGCACAGUUAAUAGUACAAGCAAUUACAAUGGCACCUGAUAAGCAGCUUACACUAAAUGGAAUUUAUACGCACAUAACUAAAAAUUAUCCAUACUACAGGACAGCAGACAAGGGCUGGCAGAAUUCAAUACGUCACAAUCUCUCUCUGAAUCGUUAUUUCAUCAAAGUACCACGUUCCCAGGAAGAACCAGGCAAAGGCUCAUUCUGGAGGAUAGACCCUGCCUCUGAAAGCAAAUUAAUAGAGCAGGCUUUUAGGAAAAGGCGGCCUAGGGGAGUACCUUGCUUUAGAACCCCUCUGGGACCACUCUCUUCUAGAAGUGCCCCAGCUUCUCCUAAUCACUCUGGAGUGCUGUCUGCGCACUCCAGUGGAGUCCAGACCCCCGAGAGUCUGUCCAGGGAAGGAUCUCCAGUCCCAAUGGAACCUGAGCCUAGUGCUAUCCAGCCCAAACUAGCGGUAAUACAAGAAGCGCGAUUUGCACAGAGUGCCCCAGGAUCACCUCUAUCUAGCCAACCAGUUUUAAUUACUGUACAACGGCAGCUACCACAAACUAUUAAACCCGUCACCUACACUGUUGCAACUCCUGUGACAACAUCGACAUCCCAGCAGCCUGUAGUUCAGACAGUUCAUGUUGUCCACCAGAUACCAGCUGUGUCUGUCACAAAUGUGACUGGAUUAGCACCAGCAAACACUUACACUGUAGCUGGACAGGCAGUAGUCACGCAAGCUGCGAUGGUAACCCAGCCCAAGGUAGAACCUCAAGAGAAUGGAGACCACAAGGAAGUAAAAGUUAAAGUGGAGCCUAUACCUGCUAUUAGUCAUGCUACAAUAGGAGCUGCUAGUCGUAUCAUUCAGACAUCUCAGACCACACCCUUACAGACAGUUACUAUAGUGCAACAGGCACCUCUAGGUCAACACCAGCUACCAAUAAAAACUGUAACGCAGAACGGAACGCACAUAGUACCUAUCACCACUGCGAUACAAGGACAGGGCAAUGCUGCUGCUGCAAGUCCUUUGCAUAUGUUAGCAACCCAUGCAUCUGCAUCGGCAUCUCUUCCAACAAAGCGGCAGAACGGAGACCAGUCAGAACAGCAGGAACUCAAACGUAUCAAAACGGAAGAUGGAGAGAGCAUAGUCAUAGCUGUUAACGUGGACACCCCAUCUGUGGCAGUGAGUGAUAAAGGCAGCCAGAACUAGAAACUUAGGGGAGUUUUCUUUUUUUUUUUUUUAAAAAAAUAAACUCCAUGGUGCCAAAAGGAGACACUUAAAUAUAACACCUAAAAUGUUGGAACAUGUUCUCACGCAGUGGGGAAAGGGGCCCUGUGAUCAGACUUCAACUUUCAGCACUGAAAAAAAAAACCAACACAGGUGGCCUUAAAACUUGGUAAUUUAAAGUCAAACUGCAAAACAUCUUGUUCCAGAGGCUGUGACCCCCGCUCCUCCCUGCCCCCUACUGAACUGUGUACACUGAGAAAUACAGUGUUGGGGAGGGCUGCAGCUUUAAAAAAAUCUUUAUCAGAUUAUUUUAAGGACUGAGUAUCUCAGUGUAACGGCAGCAUGAUAAGCGCUUAGUGUGAACUGGUUUCAAACGAUUGUAUAUUCCUUAAAGGGAACAGAGGCAAGGAGCCAUUUCCUACAUCUUGGCAGCUAGCCUUUCAUAAUGACCUACCCGAUGCAGUUGUUGGUAGAUAUGCAGUAUUUUGUUGUUCACAUGUGGAAUUAGAAAUUUUUGAGGUGUAUUUUCAUUUCUUUGCAAAAAUAAUGGGGUCUUUGACAUUUCAAAUCACUCCAUUUCUACUCCGGAAACUUUGGAAUCACACAAUACUUUUCAUGUGAAAUUUUGUUUGGUAAAAAACUGAAUGUAGGGUUUUUUUAACCAAUGGAAUGAUUUACUUUUGUCUGUCCUGUUAAAGUUCAGAUAAAGCUACUUUAUUACAUCUGCAAAUUUUCAUAUUUUAGCAGUUGCCUGAUAAAUUUAAUCAAAUUUUAUUACCAUGUGUAGUGAUCAAAUGCUUCUUUGGGCUUGCAUGUAACUGAUUAGAAAUUACAAUGUAAAUGAGCCGUUAACUGACGUAAAGAACUGCUAUGAAUUUGACCAGAGCUGCACUUAUCUGUUUCUCUUUCUGCUACCUUUUGCUGUUUGUUACUUUGUGUUGACUUUGACUGUCCCUGGCAUAUUUUUCCAGUCUAAAGUAAAACAAGAGUCUCGCUUAAUAUUGUGUAUGUUUAAGAUAACAGACUGUUCUUCAUUUAGAAAGAUGAAAUUCUUUAUCACAAGUCCUUUUAAAAAGAGAGUAAAAUUAUCUUGUCAGAGGUAUAUUCGAUAUUUUUAAGCUUAAGCACCCAUCAGUAGAAAUUAAUCUGACCAGUUUCUCCGUAACACUUUUGAUGUCAUACACUGACCUUUUGGGGUCUCCAUUAAGAGUAGCUGUUGUGGUUUUCUAACAGUGGCUACCAUAUUAUUAUUAUAAUAUUUUUUUUAAGUGUGUGUUCUGCAGUUGAACAUUUUAAAAUGUAUUGGUAAUUUCUCACUUUAAUUGUGGUAAUAGAUUCCACUUUACAUUUCAAAAUUAAAUUUAAACGUAAGGCUGCUGUUCAGUCUUUAAUUCACAUAACGUCUUAUUUCCUCAUGCAGUAAGGUGAGUGAAAGCUAGAUAGUUGGCUUAAUUUGAAUCUGAUUUUUUGUCAUUUUCUGUAAUAAUGAUGCAUUAUUUAUAUUUCCUUUCCCGCUACGAAAGGAAAAACUGUAUUUUCAUGGUGGACUGAACAGUUUGGAGUGGUUUAUUUAGGCAGCUUUUGGGAACUAUUUACCUAAAGACCAAAUACGAGAAAUCUGUACAAGUUUUGUGUUCAUCCACAAAAUGGAACUGUUACAAUGUCUCUGCAGAUAAUACAUAUUAAAAAACUACGAAAAAAACUCUACACAAGCUGAAUUUAUAACAGGCAUUUAAAAAAAAGCAUAACCUGAAAAGAAACAUUUCUGUAAAAUUGCAACAUUUUCUUUAGAGGUUUUAAAAAUAAAAAAGUAAAGUUUUAACAUACUUUUUUUAAGAAAAAAAUCCAGUACUAGUAAUUUAAUUUGGUGUUGAAUGAAUUGACUAGAAUGUGGUUUAUUUUCAGAAGUGAGAAUCUGUUCACAACUAGGGCUAGGUGAAUAAUAGUGUAUAAGAUUUUUUAAAUAAAAUUAAAUUUUAUUCAGCAAAUUAACUAAGUUGAAAUUACUCAACAAGUGUGUUUGAAAUAUUUAUGUAUAUAUUGGGGUGAUUAAUCCGAUUUAUGUUGGCAGUGCCGCAGGAAACAGUAUCAGACCAAAGAAGCCAAGGUGAUGAGUUAACGGUAGGGAAUCUGUACGUGGUGCCCUCCUGGGCAGAGGGGGAGAUGAGAAUGUGGCUGGGUCCCGAUGCUGUAACGUGGUGGUGUUUUACACUUUUUGACGCAUGUGGAAUUUGGCACAAGAACGCGCCUUCGUUCAGAUGGAUAAACCCUUUGAAAAAGCCGUGUGAUGUGAGAAAACUGCUAACGGUCUUACAUAAAAAUUACAUACGCUUAUCCAUGCUUUUAGUGAUGCCGAAGAAUGCUCAUGUGGGAUAAUCUCCACUGCUUUUGACUAGUGGAGACUCCUCUGUCUUAUGUGUCAGACCUUACUGAAGCGAGUUGUUGGGUUGUUUCAGCCAGAACUGUUCCCUGGUUUGUCCAUGUAUUUCUGUGCCUCCCGCUAUUAAUACAGUGACGGUUACUGCAUGAUGGCAGAGGCUGAACGGGACUCCUGUCACGCUGCUGCUUCCGAGGUGAUGCUCGUGACCUUUCUUAAAUUGGCCCUAGGCGCCGAUCAUCCUGGACUCCCAUGAUCAAUGUGAUCUUUCUUCUGCAAAUGGAAAAUGUCUUCCGGUGAUUCAUGUGCCUAGAGAUUUGACCUCUCUUUAGGAACUGAUGGAACCUUUCCCGUUACCUUUUGUGUUUUAUGAUGCACGGUAUUAUUUCCUUUUGUGCUCCCUCUGGGCUGCCUGUUCAGUGUUCUUUCUGUUAAGAGGCAGCUUUUGUGUAGACUUUAAAAUUACUUUGAAAAAGACCCAGAAUUCUAACAUACGGAAGACCUAAGCGUGCAUUUGCGUCCAGUGACGGAAGCGUUCAUCUCCACUGCCAGCGUGUUCUGUCCUCCUUGCAUGAGAUCCCUCUCCCUGUCCUUACGCCAGCUUUGUUUUUGAUGCAGCUGCGUGUGGCAGCGGCCCCGUGUCCCAGAAGGUUUGGGAAGGCAGCAGCACAGUCUCUGGGGUGGUGGGAUAUUCUUACCUUUGGACAGAACAGUCCUGCCUCCGUGCUGGCCGCUGUAGCAGCAGCCGUAGGGGUAUGGCAUGGUCCAGAAAGUGACACCGAGUCUUCAGAACAGAGGGGACUGUGGAUGGAGUGGUGUGAAGGUCUAAUUCUUUUUGAUCGGUGUGCUUAGUCUCAGUUCUGAGCUGCUGCUUCCCCCUGCCCACGUUACGACGUAUUUACCACAAUAGUAGCGGUCUUUAUGAUGCCAUUUUUAAUUGAGCCAAUUUAGGUGAAUACCUGUACUGUGCUAAUUCCAAAAGAUACAAAAGCACUUCUGCUUCAUAAACCACUUGACAGUACAGAUUGCUGUACAGGAGGCAAAACUGGGAAGCCUUUGCCUUUACUUGCAUGGUUGUUACAAUACAGGUUUAUUUUAAAAUGCUGGUUUUUAGAAUUACUUAAAUCCAAAAGUGGAACUUGAAGUUUCAGCGAUCUGUGCUUCAUAUCUUGAUUUAAUUUUCCCCCAAAAGGUAAUUUUGAGGGGUUGGUAGUCAUUAAUACAGGUUGUGAUUCUAUAUAGCGUGUGAUUUUAUAUAUAUAUAUCUAU
Chroicocephalus ridibundus (black-headed gull) is the source of this 5984-nucleotide messenger RNA. It is a transcript of the gene FOXK2, whose product is annotated as forkhead box K2. Lineage: Eukaryota; Metazoa; Chordata; Aves; Charadriiformes; Laridae. The transcript has 14 exons. Bases 308 to 2320 code for a protein of 670 amino acids. Gene Ontology annotation, biological process: regulation of transcription by RNA polymerase II. Gene Ontology annotation, molecular function: DNA-binding transcription factor activity, RNA polymerase II-specific; RNA polymerase II cis-regulatory region sequence-specific DNA binding. The record is from RefSeq and is a predicted model, not a curated record.